This is a messenger RNA of Fusarium fujikuroi IMI 58289, 552 nucleotides long. RefSeq lists its product as uncharacterized. The record is from RefSeq and is a predicted model, not a curated record. Lineage: Eukaryota; Fungi; Ascomycota; Sordariomycetes; Hypocreales; Nectriaceae. Gene Ontology annotation, molecular function: protein binding. The coding region runs from base 1 to 552 and encodes 183 amino acids. The transcript is spliced from 2 exons.
AUGGCAUCUCAUUCAGCACCGACUAUGGAGGUCCAAAAGCUCCUCGAGAUGCUGAGACUUGAUGGUUCAAAAAAGCGCAUCGCCGACCCUGGACAGCCUUCUGAUAUAGGGCUUAAAACCCUUCCUACAGAACUCGUCGUCAAAAUAGCGACCGCUCUACACCCAGUCGACCGCGCAAGCCUUGCCUUUACAUCCAGCUGGCUACACAGAAUCAUUGGUAACGCUCUGAAGCUCAAUCGAUUUGAUCGUUCAGAAUUUCUUCGCCGCCUUGAGCUUGACGGCAUGUGGCUGUCUGCAAUAUUUUGCGAAAUAUGUCAAAAGUUUCAUGAGCCACGAAAGAGCCGUGACUUCACUCCCAGGGAGGCACGACGAGCCUGUGUUAAAUACGGAGAUCCUAAACUUGAGGAAAAGAGUUUCUGUCAUUACCUACAGGAUAUUCACUUUGACAUCAUGGCAGCUCUCUCGAGAUCAAGCCGUUUCCGACAUAAAGCUACCGCCGAGUCAGACUUCACGGCCCAGUGGUACCACCUAGAGGACCACAUACUAUCCUGA